Messenger RNA from Halichondria panicea, 3857 nucleotides. RefSeq names its product structural maintenance of chromosomes protein 3-like. The transcript is spliced from 32 exons. Gene Ontology annotation, biological process: mitotic sister chromatid cohesion. Bases 112 to 3702 code for a protein of 1196 amino acids. The record is from RefSeq and is a predicted model, not a curated record. Gene Ontology annotation, molecular function: cohesin loader activity; protein binding; ATP binding. Gene Ontology annotation, cellular component: mitotic cohesin complex; chromosome. Lineage: Eukaryota; Metazoa; Porifera; Demospongiae; Suberitida; Halichondriidae.
AUAAACCGUACUAAUAGUAAUUACAACGAGUAAGAUUUGAAAGCCAGGUGCAGGAGGUGGUGAUCGUUUCUGGACUUGUGUUUCUGGCGGGCAGCUGCAGCAAGAAUCACUAUGUUUAUCAAACAGGUGAUAAUCCAGGGUUUCCGUAGUUACCGCGACCAGACGGUCAUCGAUCCAUUCAGCCCUCGACACAAUGUCAUAAUCGGUAGGAAUGGGUCGGGGAAGAGCAACUUCUUUUUUGCUAUCCAGUUUGUGCUGAGUGAUGAGUUCAACAACUUGGGUCAGGAGCAGCGGCAACAGCUGCUACAUGAGGGGUCUGGACCGCGUGUAGUGUCUGCCUUUGUGGAGAUCAUAUUUGACAACUCUGAUGGCAGAAUACCAGUUGAGAAAGAUGAGGUAUCUAUACGAAGGGUGGUGGGUGCCAAGAAGGACUCGUACUAUAUGGACAAGAAACAUGUCACUAAAUCUGAUGUCAUGAAUCUACUGGAGAGUGCAGGCUUCUCCCGUAGCAACCCCUACUACAUUGUCAAGCAAGGAAAGAUCAACCAACUGGCCCUUGCCCCGGACCCUCAGCGUUUGAAGCUACUACGAGAAGUGGCUGGCACUCGAGUGUACGAUGAACGCAAGGAAGAGAGCAAAACCAUCCUCAAAGAAACAGAGAAUAAGAAAGAGAAGGCUAACGAGAUGAUAACCACAAUGACAGAGAGACUCUCAACACUGAAGGAAGAGAAAGAAGAGUUGAGCAAAUACCAGGAACUGGACAAGAUGAGACGUUCACUCGAGUACACCAUCCAUGACAAAGAGCUUCGAGACACCAGAGAGAAGCUAGAGAAGUUGGAGGAAGCCAGGGAUGGGAGCAAAGAGGGCUCCAAACUCAAGCAAAAUAAAAUGGAAGAGGCCAGAGCAGCUCUACAAUUGUUGGACCAGAAACUCAAGACCUCACGUGCCGAUGCAGAGAGGCUGCAGAGUGAGAAGAGACACCUUGAGGACGACGGACAGGAGAAUAUCAAACAAAGGGCACAGCUAGAAUUCCAGGUCAAGGAUCUCGAGGGAAACGUCGAGGAUGACCGGUCAACAAAGGAGUCUUCACGUAGUGAGCUGGGUCUGCUGGAGGGAGAGAUAGCUGAGAAACAAUCAGAGCUGGAGUCCAUUAAACCACAGUUCCAGGAGCAGGUCCAACAAGAAGAGGAGCACAACCAAAGAUUACGUGCCACCAAGGAGCGCAAGUCUGAGCUGUUGGGUAAGCAAGGCCGAGCACAGCAGUUUGAGUCAGCCAGAGAGAGGGACACUUACCUCAAGCAAAAUAUCAAGAAUACCAAGGCAUCUCUGGAGGAUAAGAGUCAACUGGUCCACAAGAGGGAGGCUGAAGUGGAGGCUCUGAAGGUCAAGGUUCAACAGCAACAGCAAGAAAUAAAGGACCGAGGGGAGAACCUGGAUGUGAGACGGAGAGAUCUUGAAAGGAUUCGUAAAGACAAGAACGAUUUCAAGCUCAAGAUAGACGAUCUGCAGAAUGAGAGGAAUCACCUGUGGCGUCGUCAGAAUGGUGUGGACAUGAGUGUACAUGCACUGAGUGAUGAGAUGGGGAGAUGUGAGCGUGAGCUGCGUGGGCGUAUCCCUCGUGGUCUCAGUCAGGCCAUGGAUAUUGUAAAGGAGGUUGUGAAGACCAACAAUAUAUCUGGCUACUAUGGAGUGGUGAUUGACACGUUUCAUUGUGAGCCUCAGAUGUACACGGCUGUGGACACUGUGGCAGGGAACAGGUUGUUUCAUCAUGUGGUGGACAAUGAUCGAACAGCUACUCUAAUCCUGUCACACGUUAAUAGACAAAAGAAGAAAGGAGAUUACAACUUCUUCCCUCUAGACAAACUGCGCACAUCGGAGCCACGCUACCCACAGAGCCAGGAAGCACUCCCAAUGAUAUCCAAGCUGACGUUUGACCCAAAGUUCCGACCAGCCAUGAUGACUUUGUUUGGACACACUCUGGUGUGCAGGGACUUUGAGAAGGCAUCGGAGUUUGCACAGAGUGCUCGUAUGGACUGCAUCACUAUGGAAGGUGAUGUUGUAAGUCGUAAGGGUACAAUGACUGGUGGCUACUAUGACUCGAGCAAGUGCAAGCUACAGCUGUACCAGCAUGUGUGUGAUCAGAGUGUUAAACUGGAGGAGGCCAAACAAGAUAGGGUCACCAUUGUGCAGGAGAUAGAGGGUGUGGACGGUAGGGUGACACAAUCCAUCGGGGAGAUGCAAAAGCUGGAGGGUCGUGAAUCGCAGUUGAGGGAGAAUUUGGAGCAACAGAAGAGAGACAUCAAGUCAUUGCAAGAUGAGCUCAAUGCACACAAGAGGGCACUAGAACCACAGGAGAGGUCACUGUCUGGACUGAAGGUGGAUCAGAGAACUGUACAGAAAGCUCUGGAGGGAAUGCAAGCUGAGCUGGGCACUGAACUGCACUCACAACUGGAACCACACGAACAGCAAGAACUUGAGGACCUCCUCCCUGAGCUUAAGUCACUGGAGCAUCGUGUGGCUGCGUGUAUGACUAAGAGGGCAGAGCUACAGAAGGAGAUGGAGAGACUUCAGUCCACCCUCAGUGAUAACCUCUUGCGUCGUAAGGAAGAGCUGAAGUACCAAUUAGAGAGUGUGGCUCUCUCUGACAAUCGACAGCAACUCGAGCUCAAAGCCACAGAGUUCAGGCAUCUGGAGGCCAAGAUUGAGAGUAAUAGGGAGAGGAUCAAUGUGAUUAACAAGGAUCUGCAGAGUUGCAACAAAGUGGUUGAGAGUGUGGAGAAGGAGAUGGACGAAUGGAAGACUGUAGAACGGGUGAACCAGGAGAGCAUUCUGGAGGAGGCCAAGGCUAUGGAGAAGCUGGCCAGUAAGAGAAGUCUACUGGCUAAGAAGAGGGAUGAGAGCAUGAGACACAUCAGGGAGCUGGGGUCACUGCCAUCGGACGCAUUCAUUAAAUACAACGGCCUUCCUCAGAGUCAGCUCUGGAAGAAUCUGCAGAAGUGCAAUGCUGAACUUAAGAACUACAGUCAUGUCAACAAGAAAGCCUUAGAUCAGUUUGUCAACUUCACAGAGCGUAAGGAUAAACUGAUGUCACGCAGGGAUCAGCUUGGAAAGGAGUACGAAGCCAUAGUAGAGCUCAUGGAGGUGCUAGAACAGAGGAAACACGAGGCCAUUCAGUUCACCUUCAAACAGGUUUCAAGGAAUUUUUCUGAUGUAUUUCAAGAGCUUGUGCCUAAUGGUCAAGGCAGUCUCCUCAUGAAGCGCACAGUCGAUGCAACUGAGAGCUCCCAGAGUGAGGAAGAGUACAGCUCUGAUAAGGCCGAACUUUUCACUGGAGUCACCAUUAAAGUAUCGUUCACUGGUCAGUCAGCAGAGACCAAGGAGUUACAACAGUUGUCUGGCGGUCAAAAGUCACUAGUGGCACUCGCACUCAUCUUUGCCAUACAGAAGUGUGACCCUGCCCCCUUCUACCUGUUUGACGAGAUUGACCAAGCCCUUGAUUCGCAUCACAGACACGCUGUUGCAAUGCUAAUUCGGCGUUUGGCUGACAACGCCCAGUUCAUCACAACCACCUUCAGACCUGAGCUGCUAGAGAGUGCUGACAAGUUCUAUGGUGUCACGUUCAAGAACAAAGUCAGCCAUGUUCAGUGUGUGAGCAAAGAUGAUGCUGCUGGCUUCAUCGAGGAGGAGGCAGCCGACAAGUGAACACCACAUCAACCAACCAACUCAUUUAUUCAUUCACACUAUUAGACUAUUGUUGUUAAACUCGCUAUCCAAUGCUUGGUUCAUUGUGCUUGCAUUAUUCUUUAUUGUGUGCAUAUUGUACACUAUUAAUGUUGAUAUAAAUUUGGUAUUAAUGG